Gracilinanus agilis (Agile Gracile Mouse Opossum) is the source of this 2702-nucleotide messenger RNA. It is a transcript of the gene PAK2, whose product is annotated as p21 (RAC1) activated kinase 2. Gene Ontology annotation, molecular function: ATP binding; protein serine/threonine kinase activity. Gene Ontology annotation, biological process: intracellular signal transduction; protein phosphorylation; regulation of axonogenesis. Bases 80 to 1654 code for a protein of 524 amino acids. The record is from RefSeq and is a predicted model, not a curated record. The transcript is spliced from 15 exons. Gene Ontology annotation, cellular component: cytoplasm. NCBI's taxonomy places the organism in Eukaryota, Metazoa, Chordata, Mammalia, Didelphimorphia, Didelphidae.
GACGCUGACCCAGGCGCCUCGUAGGGGCGGGGACGCGAUCGCUCCGAGGCGGCGGGUUUUUGUAUAAUCAUUCUGAAUCAUGUCUGAUAACGGAGAACUGGAAGACAAGCCACCAGCACCUCCUGUUCGAAUGAGCAGUACCAUUUUUAGCACUGGAGGCAAAGACCCUUUGUCAGCUAACCAUAGUUUGAAACCUUUGCCAUCUGUUCCAGAGGAAAGAAAGCCUAGGCAUAAAAUCAUCUCCAUAUUUUCAGGCACUGAGAAAGGAAGUAAGAAAAAAGAAAAGGAACGGCCAGAAAUUUCUCCUCCUUCUGAUUUUGAACACACCAUCCAUGUUGGCUUUGAUGCAGUUACUGGAGAAUUCACUGGAAUGCCAGAACAGUGGGCUCGAUUGCUACAGACCUCUAAUAUCACCAAGCUAGAACAGAAGAAGAACCCCCAGGCUGUGCUCGAUGUUCUGAAGUUCUAUGACUCUAAUACAGUGAAACAGAAAUAUUUGAGCUUUACCCCUCCUGAGAAAGAUGGCUUCCCCUCAGGAACACCAGCACUGAAUGCAAAAGGCUCAGAAACUUCAGCAGCAGUAACAGAAGAAGAUGAUGAUGAUGAGGAGACUGCGCCACCUGUCAUUGCUCCUAGACCAGAUCAUACAAAAUCAAUUUACACACGGUCUGUAAUUGACCCUAUUCCUGCACCAGCUGGUGAUUCUAACGUUGAUAGUGCUGCCAAAUCUUCAGACAAACAGAAAAAGAAGACUAAGAUGACAGAUGAAGAAAUUAUGGAGAAACUAAGAACUAUAGUCAGCAUAGGUGAUCCAAAGAAAAAAUAUACCAGAUAUGAAAAAAUUGGGCAGGGAGCUUCAGGUACAGUGUUCACUGCUACAGAUGUGGCUCUGGGACAGGAGGUUGCCAUCAAACAGAUAAAUUUGCAGAAACAGCCCAAGAAGGAAUUAAUCAUUAAUGAAAUUCUUGUAAUGAAAGAAUUAAAGAACCCCAACAUAGUUAAUUUCUUAGAUAGUUAUCUUGUAGGGGAUGAAUUAUUUGUGGUAAUGGAGUACCUUGCUGGAGGGUCUCUUACUGAUGUUGUAACAGAAACCUGCAUGGAUGAAGCACAGAUUGCUGCUGUGUGUAGAGAGUGUUUACAAGCUCUGGAAUUUCUACAUGCCAAUCAGGUGAUUCACAGAGACAUCAAAAGUGACAAUGUGCUUUUGGGAAUGGAAGGAUCAGUGAAACUCACCGACUUUGGUUUCUGUGCUCAGAUCACCCCAGAGCAGAGCAAAAGAAGUACCAUGGUUGGGACCCCUUACUGGAUGGCACCAGAAGUGGUCACACGUAAAGCUUAUGGGCCUAAAGUGGACAUUUGGUCUCUGGGAAUUAUGGCAAUUGAGAUGGUAGAAGGAGAACCCCCGUACCUUAAUGAGAAUCCUCUGAGGGCCUUGUAUCUAAUAGCAACAAAUGGAACUCCUGAACUACAGAAUCCUGAGAAACUCUCCCCCAUAUUUCGAGAUUUCUUAAAUCGGUGUUUGGAGAUGGAUGUAGAAAAAAGGGGUUCAGCCAAAGAAUUGUUACAGCAUCCUUUCCUGAAACUGGCUAAACCUUUGUCUAGUUUGACACCGCUGAUCAUGGCAGCUAAAGAAGCAAUGAAGAGUAACCGUUAAAUAGCAUUACCAUUUGUGGCCUCGGCUUUUUUUUUUUUUUUUUUUUUUUGUCAUUUAAAAAAAGAAAUCUAUAUAAUAUAUAAAAUUGUUACUCUUUUUAGGGGUUGAAAAAAAUGUCAACACAGUGGGGUGGUUGGGGAAAACCAACCCACUCUCUGGAGACUCUAAGACAAAAUUAAGGAAAAGAAUUGUUACACCUCUCAAACCAACCCCUUUUUAGGGUCCAAGAAAAAUUGUGGACUGAAUCACUGGCCUUUCACCUUUCUGCCAACAGCCCAGCAGUGCCAUUUAUCAAGCUUGGGAUUUGCAUUUUAUUUUAUAUUUGCUGACUUUGCUGUAACAGAUCCCAUUCAUUGUACCUCUUGGGGUAUUUUUAGUACUUGAAUGGCAGAUUAGAGCUUUCAGAGAAAGGCAUUUGUUUGAUCUGCUAGUCUUCUCUCCUGUUUUCCCUUAUCCUUCCUGUUCCUUUACCUGAUCCUUUUGGAUUGCUUUGAGAAAUUUUUUCUCAUGCCUAAAUUAAAGCAAGUGUGAUAGAUAUUAUGUACCUCCUUAUAUUAGAACAGAAGCUUCCUGUGAUUUAAUUUUGUGUAGAAGCCAGGACCAGCUACUUAAAGCACUGUCACAUUCAAUAACAUUUUAGUUGUUAAAGACCAUUUUGAGGAAGGGAUGGAAAGUGAUUUUUUAUUUUAUUUUUGCCUUGAGAGAAAUGAAAAGAGCCUUUUUUAGAGAUAUCAUGGUAGUGGUGUUUGGAGUGAAAAUUAAAAGUAUAGUGAGGAGGAGGGAAAGAAGGAGAAACUAUGACUAAAUCAUUGAGGCGAAGGUAGAAGAUCCUAUUGAUAAUUAAGUCCCUGCAAUUUUCAUCUUUCUAUUUGUUUGGAUUUAUGUUGGCUACUGUUCAAAGUUAUUUCCUACUCUGUAUAUGGUUUCAGAAACCAAACGGUUUGUUCUUGCCCUCACUUGGACUCUACUGCUUCUGCUGGUGCCUCUUUUUUACUUUAUCAAAUAAGUUUGUGUAUAUGUUGUAACUUUUGUUCAUUUUUUUACCCCC